GAAAAUGGAGAUUCCAGCCGUACCAACGUCAAAAUGCAUCCAUUAUUGGAAAAGGAAGGUCAAGUCAGAAUAUAUGCGCCUUAGGCAGCUCAAGAGACUGCAAGCAAACAUGGGAGCCAAGGCGCUGUUUGUGUCUAACUAUGCAAAGGUUCAGGAGAAGAUAAACAUUCUGAACGAAGACUGGAAGAAGCUUAGAGUUCAACCUAUUCAAUCAAUGAAGCUGGUUGGAGGGCAUCCUUUUCUCAAACAGUGCACAGUCGAGAGCAUUUUCCCCAGUCUGACCACCCAGACCCUGUUCAUGCGGACUCUGAACACUGUGGCUUUGGUGCCUAUCAUGUAUUCCUGGUCCCCGCUUCAGCAGAAUUUCAUGGUGGAGGAUGAAACCGUUCUGUGCAACAUCCCCUACAUGGGGGACGAGGUGAAAGAGGAGGAUGAAACCUUCAUUGAGGAACUCAUUAACAACUACGACGGCAAAGUUCACGGAGAGGAAGAAAUGCUCUCGACGUCCGUCCUGAUCAGCGAUGCUGUGUUCCUGGAGCUGGUGGAUGCGCUCAAUCAGUACUCUGAGGAGGAAGAGGAAGGCCACGAUGCUGCGGAAGGCAAACAGGAAGCGGCAAAGGACGAGCUGCCUGUCACCCGGAAGAGGAAAUGGCUUUCUGUGGAAGGCAACAAGAAAUGUCUGAAGAAGCACUUUCCAAAUGACAUGAUCUUCACUGCUCUUUCGUCAAUGUUCCCAGAGAACGGCUUUCCAGAGGAUAUGAAGGAGAGAUACAGAGAACUGACAAAAGAAUCUGACCCGAAUGUACUCCCUCCCCAAUGCACGCCAAACAUCGAUGGACCGUGUGCCAAAUCUGUUCAGCGCGAGCAGACCCUGCACUCUUUCCACACUCUCUUCUGCAGGCGCUGCUUCAAGUACGACUGUUUCCUCCAUCCUUUCCACGCUACUCCCAACGUUUACAAGCGGAAGAACAGAGAAACCAAAAUUGAAAUGGAGCCUUGCGGGCCAGAGUGCUUCCUGUGGUUGGAGGGAGCCAAGGAGUUUGCUGUGCUGCACAACCCGCGUUCCAAGUGCUCUGGACGACGUCGCCGCAGGCAUCUCACACUCAGUAACACUUCCAGUGCUUCCGCCUCCACGAGCAACGAAGCGAAAGAAGGCGAUAGCGACCGAGACACGGGCAAUGACUGGGCCUCCAGUUCCUCUGAGGCAAACUCACGUUGCCAGACCCCAACCAAGCCGAAGCUGAGCCCUGCCUCUUCGCAGCCCUUCGUGGCUGACAUGCCGCUGGAGCCUGUCGAGUGGACCGGAGCCGAGGAGUCCCUCUUCCGCGUCUUCCACGGGACUUACUUCAACAACUUCUGCUCAAUCUCUCGGCUCCUGGGAACCAAGACCUGCAAGCAGGUCUUUCAGUUUGCAGUAAAGGAGUCCUUGAUCAUGAAGCUGCCCGUGAAUGAGCUCUUGAAUCCCUCCCAGAAGAAGAAGAGGAAGCACAGGCUCUGGGCUGCUCACUGUCGGAAGAUCCAACUUAAAAAAGACAGCUCCUCCACUCAGGUGUACAACUACCAGCCCUGCGACCACCCGGACCACCCUUGCGACAGCUCUUGCCGGUGCAUCAUGACCCAGAAUUUCUGCGAGAAGUUUUGCCAGUGCAAUCCCGACUGCCAGAACCGUUUCCCAGGCUGCCGGUGCAAAACGCAGUGCAACACCAAGCAGUGCCCGUGCUACCUGGCGGUCCGAGAGUGUGACCCGGACCUCUGCCUGACCUGCGGCGCCUCGGAGCACUGGGAAUCCAAGGUGGUCUCUUGCAAGAACUGCAGCAUCCAGCGGGGUCUUAAGAAGCACCUGCUGCUCGCCCCAUCGGAUGUUGCCGGGUGGGGAACCUUCAUCAAGGAGGCGGUGCAGAAGAAUGAAUUUAUCUCUGAGUACUGCGGGGAGCUCAUCUCUCAAGAUGAGGCUGACCGACGUGGGAAGGUCUAUGACAAGUACAUGUCCAGCUUCCUCUUCAACCUCAAUAACGAUUUCGUUGUUGACGCCACCCGGAAAGGCAACAAAAUCCGGUUUGCAAACCACUCUGUCAACCCCAACUGUUAUGCCAAAGUGGUGAUGGUGAACGGAGACCACCGCAUUGGGAUUUUUGCCAAGAGAGCCAUCCAGGCCGGUGAAGAACUCUUUUUCGAUUACAGGUACAGCCAGGCAGACGCGCUCAAAUAUGUUGGCAUAGAAAGAGAAGGCGAAAUAAUCUAGCCGUGCUCCCAGCAAGCAUCGCCGCACCCUAUCCAUGCUGCUUCCCUUGUUGCUGUGUGUGUCGUGAGCGCUUCAUUCCAUCCAGGUCCCUCUUCAGAGAAGGAAAGGAGGAGCAGGAGAGGCCCACAAACUUCCUACAGAAGUGAGAUUCUGACUUCCAAGGCCUGAGCUGGGGAGCCCUUCUCAAUUGCCGCCGGAGGAAAAUUCAGAGGUGCUGAAAAGGCGUUUUGAGCCCUGCCCCGUGAAGAAUGAGCCUGGGGUUGGGACGCUGGGCUUUGUGGACUCUGUUGGUCUUUUGCGGGGAAGCCUGGUUUGAGCUGAAGGAAGUAUUAUUUUCCUCUGGCUGCCUCCUCCCUUCUCUGCAGGCAAGAGCAACACAAGCGAGAACCCCAGCUGCAGGGAAGGAUGAGCCGUGAAGUGCUAAGCACAGGAGGUCAUGGGAGCAAGGAAUUCGUAUAGGCUAAGGAGCUGUAGAUAGAAGCAAGGAGCAUGGGCACAUAGAGAUAUGGGCAGAAAGGUGAGGAGGAGUGUUUGGGGCAGCUAAAGUGGGUCGGUCAGAUGGGGCAGAGGGUUGUAGGAGGCGUCAGGGCAUGGGAGGCGCCACCAGCUCUGGUUUGGGUCUCCCAUGGUGGUGAUUUGACCCCUUCUGUUGGUUGCAUUAGGGCGUAAUGGGGCUUCUCCUCCCUAGCCAUAAUCGGGUCUCUUCCAUCCCGUCAGUAUGUGUUAGAUAUUGGGAGACGGGAAGUACAAAGCGUUCUCAGAGUCCAGAGGAAGCCCCGGUUGUUUUCAGUCCUGCGAGGCUGAACCAAGAGUCCCUGCUGGUAGCGACAAAGCGACUGCGCAGAAUGGUGCUGCAGCUGCGCUGCCCAAGACCCACUGUUUUUAAGAAAUGACUCUGUGGCUACAAGCCUUAAUUCCCCCAGAGUCUCGUGAGCAAUUCUCCCGUCGCCUCUGAAGCAAGGAAGUUGCUUAUCCAUCAUCUGUCCUCUUCUAAGCCCUCCAGCAGAAUCUCGGGCCCUGCAGCGCUGGCAACACUCCUCCUCCUUUGCUGAGUUCACGUUUUUGGUCAGACUCUACCCCUUUAAGCUUUUAAAUAAAUGAAUGAAUGAAUGAAUCAGCACCUUUGAAGCUGCAGGAGGUUUCAUGCAAGGGAUGUUUGGGGGUACGUGUCCCAGCUAGAAUGAAACCUUACGAAAUGCUGUUUCAGGGAUGGUAUCGGGACUACAACUCCCAUCUGCCCCUGCCAGUGUGGCCAGGGAUGAUGGGAUGUGUAGUCUGUUCCUCACCAAAUUCCUCUCCCUCAGAAAUCAGGAUUCCCCCCUGCCUAUUGAUGUACAAAACAAACAAGUUAGCAUGCACUUUAGAAUAAUUUGCUCCACCAUGGGUCGGCCGUGGAGAGCUGGGCUCUCCGUGAGCUACAGAGGGUGGGAAGCUGAGUCGAUGGCAUGAAUUACUGUAAGGGCUGGGUCCUCAUCAGCUCCGGCAGUAAUAAUAGCCAGCUUUUCCUGCUGUUGAGGUUAUUUGCAGGCACCAGCAGAAGACAAGACGUUCUUCUCAAAGUUUGGCAUAGCAGCUGCUGCGUGUGACGGUCUUGUCCAUUUAGAGGUGGCAAAAGAAGUUUUACACUAUGGGGCUGGGUUUCGUAUUAGUAGUAUGCAGAGCUUUUGAAUUCUACAGAAUUAUCUCCUGCGUCAUCAGGGAGCGGUUUCUUACUACCGGCAGAGAGCAACAUUUUGGCCUAGUCUGAAGGAUUUUCAGCCAUUUCAGAUCAAGAUAGCUGCCUAAUUGUAGAAGCUCCCGCAUCUAUUCCAAGUAGAACACUCUUUGAAAGGGUUCAUUGGCCAAAUCCCUUUCCCUGCCUGUCCCUUGGCCUACAUUUGACAUGUAGAAUAAUACCAUGGAUAGUGUCUAAACAUGCGUAGAGUGCGUUUUCUCCCAUAUAGCUAUAACCUUCCCUCUGUCAUCUGGGAUCAGGGCUUUCCAGGCAGGGGGGCUGCGAUUGCUGGACAGCCUAGACUUCUCAAAUCUUUCUCGGAAAUUAAUAACAGAAAGAACUAAGCAGCAGUGACUGCGCCCCUUUCCCUGUUGCUCAUCUUUCCCCAGCACCUGAAUACUCAUGGUGGCGGGGAAACAAGGACAUCUAUCACACACAUAGUCGCUCAAACCAUUUUACUCUGCUUCCCAACACGGAUAUUGAUUCUGUUGUGAGAAAAGGAGAUCCAGUAGCUGCCAGCUUGCAGUCCUCCUCCUCUCCCUGGCUGUUGCUCAUACAGGACCCUCCACAGCAGCCCUUAUCUGUAAAAAUGCGAAGAAACUGACUAAUUGUGAUGGGAGCUUUCUGCGGCAGCAGCCUGCUUCCGAGAUUACGUGCGUGCAUGCUGGAUGCCGAAGUUAAUAAAAGAACUUCCACUCUUCGAUGCAUUAAAUCAGGGUUUCCCAAGCUUGGGUCUCCAGCUGUUUUUGGACUACAACUCCCAUCAUCCCUAGCUAUCAGGACCAGCGGUCAGGGAUGAUGGGAAUUGUAGUCCCAAAACAGCUGGAGGGCCAGGUUUGGGUAACACUGUGUUAAAUGCUGCCUAAAGCCAUGAAGGAGGCUAGCGUUCGGAUUGCUAUCGGCAUAGCAGCAAGUCAUUUUUGGUAGCAGGGAAGGUGGAAUUGGAGUGUGAGAUUAGCUAUGGGGCUGUAGCUAAAUAAAAUAGAUGCAAAUGCACUUUUUCCCCUCAGCUACCUCUGCACCCAACUUUAGAUUAAGGAGAAUAUGGUUCCUGGGGCAGACUGCAGUGGGAAGGUCUGCAACUCUCUGAUUUGACCAAUGGCUUGAAGUGCCAAAGUGAGCUGCUUCCUUCUGAAAGGAGCUAUCCAGUGCUGAACCUGCCACUGGUUUUAAGGUGAUGCAAGUUUUAAUACUUUGCUAGGGGCUGGCUGGGCCUAUAGUAAUAGGCGCUUCCUCUGCUCAUCUCCGUUGCAAAAGUAACUUAACCCAUAAAAAGGCAUUGUUUGUGCAGCUGUUUGGGUGUUUGGACCUCACAUCCAUAGUGCAUUCUGUUCCCUCUUAUAAUGCAAGCCUGCAUCGCUUGACACUUUUGAGGCACGGCGCAGAGGUUGGCCGGGGCAGAGGCCUCCAGUCCCCUCCCAGAACAUUUAUAGCGUGGUAACGAGAGCAGGUUUAGCAUGCAGGAUUGUGAACUUGUAUGCUUACUUCCACCCCACCCCCCACAACACAACACAACACACACAAAAAGGAAGUUUAAUGGAACUGCUCUUGUGUUGGAGAAAUGGUGGCGGGGCAGAGCAGUAUCUCUCAAAGCCACUCUUGUCUUGGCCUCUUCCUCCCAACUCCUCUGGCUGCUUAUGUCUCUCUGCUUUGCUGCUGGCAACUUAUGUGCACUUUAUAUAUUAUGGCUUGUAAGAGUUUUGUCUUAAUAAAGUUGUAGUGACUGCUGA
Messenger RNA from Podarcis raffonei (Aeolian wall lizard), 5686 nucleotides. RefSeq names its product enhancer of zeste 1 polycomb repressive complex 2 subunit (gene EZH1). Gene Ontology annotation, biological process: chromatin remodeling. The transcript is spliced from 19 exons. Lineage: Eukaryota; Metazoa; Chordata; Lepidosauria; Squamata; Lacertidae. The record is from RefSeq and is a predicted model, not a curated record. Bases 5 to 2242 code for a protein of 745 amino acids. Gene Ontology annotation, molecular function: histone H3K27 methyltransferase activity; protein binding.